Molecule: messenger RNA, 726 nt
Organism: Ipomoea nil (Japanese morning glory)
Lineage: Eukaryota; Viridiplantae; Streptophyta; Magnoliopsida; Solanales; Convolvulaceae
Product: protein translation factor SUI1 homolog 2-like
Exons: 2
Coding region: 16-513 (165 amino acids)
Biological process (GO): translational initiation
Molecular function (GO): RNA binding; translation initiation factor activity
Source: RefSeq, a predicted model, not a curated record
CGUGGCUCGAAUACUAUGGACCCACCGCCUCAUUCCACCCCUUUAUAUACCCCUCACGCUUCUCCUCUUUCCCAUAUACAAAUUCAUUCAUUGAAGCUUUUGCCUUCUACGCUCUCAAGCUCGCUGGUAAAGGUUUCAGAUCGAAGCGACAGUUUUCUUCAUCAAGCAAGUUACAUGGUUGAUAUCGAGGCUCAUCUCCCAACCGCUUUUGAUCCGUUUGCCGAGGCCAAGGAAUCGGGCGCCCCUGGAGCGAAGGAGUAUGUGCAUAUCCGCAUCCAGCAGAGGAAUGGAAAGAAGAGUCUGACAACUGUGCAAGGGCUGAGGAAGGAGUACAGUUACGACAAGAUCCUCAAAGACCUCAAGAAAGAGUUUUGCUGCAACGGUAAUGUUGUGCAGGACAAGGAGCUGGGGAAGGUGAUACAGCUCCAAGGCGAUCAGCGCAAGAACGUGUCCCAGUUCCUUGUCAGUGCUGGGCUCGUGAAGAAGGAUCAGAUUAAGAUUCAUGGUUUCUAGUCCUUCUUUACCUCCACUGUCUGUGUGCAAUCAUAAGACUAUAGAUUAUACAAAUAUAUUGCAGUACUGGUGUUGUUUGCCUUUUUUUUUUUCCUGAAUUUUUCAUUUUGAAUUGAUUUCCAUGCCCAUAGUCAUGUCAUGGGGUGGCUGUUGAAUUGUAAUUCAACUUUCUCUUCCAGCAAUAAAUGUGGGUUUUAUAUUUAUCAUAAUACA